AUGGCUACUGCCAGCCCUGCCAGGGAGGCUGAGAGUGGAAUCCGAAAGUGGGAGGAGAAGGAGGAAAAAAAAGAUGAGAAAGAAGGGGCAGAGGGGGCUCUGAAUACCCCUGGGGCCCUGCUGUCCCAGAGGGGGAAGGCCCAGGAUGGGGGCCCCCCAGGGGUCAAGUUGGAGUUACAUCCGCUGCUGAACAGGUGGGCUCUAUGGUUCUUUAAGAAUGACCGCAGCCGAACCUGGCAGGACAACUUGCGUCUGGUCACCAAGUUUGACACCGUGGAAGACUUUUGGGCGAUGUACAGUCACAUCCAGCUGGCCAGUAAGCUCUCUUCCGGCUGUGACUACGCCCUGUUCAAGGAUGGCAUUGAGCCCAUGUGGGAAGAUAGCAGGAAUAAGAGGGGUGGCCGCUGGCUGGUCAGUCUCGCCAAGCAGCAGCGCCACAGUGAGCUGGACCGCCUGUGGCUAGAGACACUGCUGUGUCUGAUCGGGGAGAGCUUUGAGGAGCACAGCCGGGAGGUGUGUGGGGCUGUUAUCAACAUUCGAACCAAGGGGGACAAGAUUGCCGUGUGGACGAGGGAGGCAGAGAACCAGGAGGGCGUGCUGCACAUUGGGCGGGUCUACAAGGAGCGCCUGGGCCUCUCCACGAAGAUUGUCAUUGGGUACCAGGCUCAUGCAGACACGGCCACCAAGAGCAACUCCCUAGCCAAGAAUAAGUUUGUGGUGUGA
Molecule: messenger RNA, 723 nt
Organism: Canis lupus familiaris (dog)
Lineage: Eukaryota; Metazoa; Chordata; Mammalia; Carnivora; Canidae
Gene: EIF4E1B
Product: eukaryotic translation initiation factor 4E family member 1B
Exons: 7
Coding region: 1-723 (240 amino acids)
Biological process (GO): translational initiation
Cellular component (GO): eukaryotic translation initiation factor 4F complex; cytoplasm
Molecular function (GO): RNA 7-methylguanosine cap binding; translation initiation factor activity
Source: RefSeq, a predicted model, not a curated record